AUGAUUCUGGAAGACAGUAGUUGGAUCGAUGAUCUUCCUUCAUGUCACCUGUCCGGGGUAGGAUUCGUUUCCAAUGCGAUGUACCGACGGGAUGGGCAGCCUUCUCAUGAACAUAACUUUGAAGACGCUUGCAUUCGACUACGAAGUGCUUCUGACAUUUCUCUCUACUGUGUCAUCGACGGUCAUGACGGUAGUCAAGUAGCCGAGUACGUUGCUCAAAAGGUACCGGAAGAGCUGCUUUUGGAUCAACUGGACAACGUAAAAGCUGACGAGGAGGUAAGUCAUAUCGUAUUUACAUAA
Molecule: messenger RNA, 300 nt
Organism: Soboliphyme baturini
Lineage: Eukaryota; Metazoa; Nematoda; Enoplea; Dioctophymatida; Soboliphymatidae
Source: the annotation of a GenBank genome assembly